GUGUUCAAUGGUAUGGGAGAGGGAAGAAGUUUCCAGAAGGAUAAAGUGCCUCUCAUAUAAAAGCGCUCGCGGCCGCUUCCCCUCAGUUAUCUCUGCAGUGCUUGCUGUACAAGUUGAGUUUGUGCGAUUCGAUCGUUUGUUUCCCGUGCGAUCUAUUUCAUUUAAAGGUUUGUUGAGCUUGGAAUAUCAUGUCUAUUACUCCAGUUGUGCGUUCCGCUCUCCUCAACAUGAAACCCCUCACUCGCUUCGGGCCCAGGUUCCGUCAAAACACAAAAUCAUACCAUAUGUCGAUGGUACCAUACAUUGUCCGAGAGAUGCUGCGAGAGAUGGACCGCCCCACUCUCUAUGACCAACACUUUGGCCUAGGGCUCAGUCCUGCCAGCCUGAUGGACCACGGUCUGCUGACCACCCCACUGCACUGUGGAUACUUGCGACCUUGGCGAAUCCUCAACCAAGCAGACAGUGGCAUGUCCAACAUUGUCAAUGACAAGGAUAACUUCAAGGUGAGCCUAGAUGUGCAGCAGUUCAAGCCGGAAGAGCUGACAGUGAAGGUGGUGGACAACCACGUGGUGGUGGAAGGCAAGCAUGAAGAGCGUAGUGAUGAGCACGGGUUCAUCUCUCGCCAGUUCACACGUCGCUACCGCCUCCCAGAAGACUGUGACUUGCAGGCUCUGCAGUCCUCUCUGUCCUCGGAUGGAGUCUUGCAGCUGACAGCACCCAAGAAAGCCAUAGAAGACAAAGGUGCCCGAGCCAUUCCCAUCACUCAGACCAACGCACCUGCGGUCAAGGCAGCUCCUGAGGCGAAACAGCAAGAGGAGAAAACUAAAUCAGCCUAAUCAAACUCAAAAUUAUUUUUCCAAAGAGGGAACCAAUUUUCAAACUUCCUAGGAAAACACUAAGAAUUAAGACUGAUAGUAGACUUGUAGUUAUUUCAUCUGUUCAUUUUUACCAUUGUGUAUGAAAAUCUGUGUGAAUGUUUUACUGUGUUUGUUAAUUUAUAAAGUUAAUUACUGUGUCUGUUAAUUUAUAAAGUUAAUUGUAACAGUAUUUUGCUUCAGACUGAACCUAUUGUUAUCUUUGUUAUACAGCGUAAUAUGAUGUAAUAAACCCGGUAUUUCAAAACAU
Homalodisca vitripennis (glassy-winged sharpshooter) is the source of this 1125-nucleotide messenger RNA. RefSeq names its product alpha-crystallin A chain-like. The transcript is spliced from 4 exons. Bases 189 to 836 code for a protein of 215 amino acids. Gene Ontology annotation, biological process: response to heat; protein refolding. NCBI's taxonomy places the organism in Eukaryota, Metazoa, Arthropoda, Insecta, Hemiptera, Cicadellidae. Gene Ontology annotation, molecular function: protein folding chaperone. The record is from RefSeq and is a predicted model, not a curated record.